Molecule: messenger RNA, 858 nt
Organism: Aspergillus homomorphus CBS 101889
Lineage: Eukaryota; Fungi; Ascomycota; Eurotiomycetes; Eurotiales; Aspergillaceae
Product: nicotinamide/nicotinic acid mononucleotide adenylyltransferase
Exons: 3
Coding region: 1-858 (285 amino acids)
Biological process (GO): NAD+ biosynthetic process
Molecular function (GO): nicotinamide-nucleotide adenylyltransferase activity; nicotinate-nucleotide adenylyltransferase activity
Source: RefSeq, a predicted model, not a curated record
AUGCCAGGCACAGGGGACGACGUACUGGGCACGCCCCCACCGCUACCCCCCGCCCCAAUGCAAGACUACACGUUCCCGGAGCACCGCCUGAAGCGGCGAAUGGACGACCCGGAGAAGACGCCGUUGCUGCUGGUAGCGUGCGGGUCGUUCUCGCCGAUCACGUACCUGCACCUGCGGAUGUUCGAGAUGGCCGCCGACUACGUGAAGUUCAGCACCGAGUUUGAGAUCGUCGGCGGGUAUCUGUCGCCGGUGUCGGACGCCUACCGCAAAGCUGGGUUGGCGAAUGCGGAGCAUCGAGUGGCGAUGUGCCAGCUAGCUGUGGAUCAAACCUCCGACUGGCUCAUGGUGGAUACCUGGGAGCCCACGCAAAAGGAAUACCAGCCCACGGCCGUGGUGCUGGACCACUUCGACCACGAGAUCAACACCGUUCGCCAGGGCAUCGAGGCCGGUAGCGACGGUACACGCAAGCCCAUCCAGAUCGCCCUGCUGGCCGGCGCGGAUCUGGUCCACACCAUGUCUACGCCGGGUGUCUGGAGCGAGAAGGAUCUCGAUCACAUUCUCGGGAAAUACGGCACCUUCAUCGUCGAACGCAGCGGAACAGACAUCGAUGAGGCCCUCGCCGCCCUCCAAACCUGGAAGAAGAAUAUCCAUGUCAUCCAGCAACUCAUCCAGAAUGACGUCAGCAGCACCAAGAUUCGCCUUUUCCUGCGUCGCGACAUGAGCGUCCGAUACUUGAUCCCCGUCCCCGUCAUCCACUACAUCGAGCAGCACAAUCUUUACAAGGAUGACGGGACUGCCGCGGCGGCGACGGCGUCUGACAAGGGGAACAGCCGGCAGGACCCGGGUUCCUCAGGAUGA